AUGGCUUCGACCAAGAACAGAGAUUGGGCCGACGACGAUGAGGGCGACGACGUCGCCAUCGAGCUCCCGCCCCCGCAGACGAUCCAGAACAAAGACGGCACCAAGACCACCAUCUCGUACCGGCUCAACGACCAAGGCCAGAAGGUCAAGACCACGCGCCGCAUCCGCCUCGUGACGCACCGCGAGGUCGUCAACCCGCGCGUGGCCGAGCGCAAGCACUGGGCCAAGUUCGGCCUGUCGGAGAAGGACGGCGCCGGCCCCCAGAUGGACACGACGUCGGUCGCCGAGAACAUCAUCUUCCGCCUCAGCACCAACUGGAAGAAGGACACCAAGGACGAGGCCAAGGAUCCCGACGCCAACGCCAUGAAGGACAAGCUCAAGGACAAGACCGUCAAGUGUCGUAUUUGUAACGGCGAGCAUUUCACCGCCCGCUGCCCCUACAAGGAUACCAUGGCCCCCGUCGGCGCCGAGGGUGCCGCCGGUGACGUCGCCGCGGGCAUGGGCGACGACGAGCAGCCGGGCGUUGGCGCUGCUGGCGCUGGCAAGAAGGGCAGCUACGUUCCGCCGGCGAUGAGGGGAGGCCCUGGCGGUUCUGCUGCGGCUGGCGAGAGGAUGGGUGGCAAGUACGGCGAGCGGGACGACCUUGCUACACUGCGUGUAACGAACGUCUCCGAGAUGGCCGAGGAAGGCGAGCUACGCGACAUGUUCGAACGGUUCGGCCGCGUCACCCGUGUGUUUUUGGCUAAGGACCGCGACACGGGUCUUGCGAAGGGCUUUGCUUUCAUCAGCUUUGCGGACCGGGGCGACGCCGUCAAGGCGGCCGCCAAGAUGGACGGCUACGGUUUCAAGCAUCUGAUUCUCCGCGUGGAGUUCGCAAAGAAGGCCGCCUAA
Messenger RNA from Anthostomella pinea, 891 nucleotides. The record is from the annotation of a GenBank genome assembly. NCBI's taxonomy places the organism in Eukaryota, Fungi, Ascomycota, Sordariomycetes, Xylariales, Xylariaceae.